Molecule: messenger RNA, 612 nt
Organism: Gongylonema pulchrum
Lineage: Eukaryota; Metazoa; Nematoda; Chromadorea; Rhabditida; Gongylonematidae
Source: the annotation of a GenBank genome assembly
AUGAUUGAACUGCACAUUGGCAUAGCUUGUGGUGCCGUAGCCAAAGAAGGAGAUGAGGAAUGGAUGGAAGCGACCCAAAGCACCGGUUUAAAAACUGAACUGAAGGAGCUUGAACCCGGAAAUACAUAUCGGUUCCGUGUACGAGCUGCUACCGAGACGGCUAUCAGCGGUCCAUCAGAAGAAUCUGAAACUGUUUUCAUCGAUUAUCGUGCAAAAGAAGUGGAAGAAAAGGCGGAAGCAGGAAAAGAAGCGGAAAUUGAUCGUGAGGCGGCACUUGAAAAGCGUGAAGUGCGCGAAGCAAAGGCGCCUGUUUUCCGAAUGCCUCUGGUAGAUCGCGAUUUACCGGAAGGCUCCGAAAUAGUGAUGGUCUGCGCUGUUACUGGCAUACCAAAUCCAACAAUUCAGUGGUUUAAGGAUGAUAAGGUGCUCAGUGAUAAGGAUUACACGAUUAAGUAUGAGAACGGUGUAUGCACUGUAACGAUUAGUGCCCUGAAGCAACGAGAUGCUGGAAUUUACAAAUGUGUCGCCGAAAAUAUCAAUGGUACUGCAAAAACCGAAUGCAAGUUAAUAGUAGAAUGUAAGUUGCAAUCUUUAACAAUAUCAUAUCCGUAA